AUGGGGAAAAACGGAACGUUUAUUCUCACCCUUGCCGAAAACACCCCACCGCUUACAACCAAACUCGGAGCCCUAAGGGUCCCAACUACCCCUUUCAUACCAAGACCGCUGCUCUGCAGACAGUGCUUUGUCUUCGGACACACGAACAAAGUGUGCCGAAACAAACCGGCCUGCCAAAACUGCGGCAAGUACCACGAACAGAAGCAAUGCAGAAAAAGGCCAACCUGCAGGAACUGCGACGGAGGCCACCUUCUCACAAGCCACCUGUGCCCAGAGUGGGUACAGGAGAUGGGCAUAAACGAAAUCAUUGUUAUAAAAAGGAUCUCGGGCAAGGAAGCUCGGGAAGAGUACAAAAUGGCAAACCCCGACUACAUCACCCGAAAAGGCCCCUCACCUUUGGUCAAAGAGCGAACACCAAAGAGAGUAAAACCAGAGCCAAGCAAGCGCCCAGUCAAGCCAAAACCGAAGCCGGAACUCAGACUGGAAGCCAGUAUCGACCUAACGGAUGACAACACCACAGAGGACCCGGAAGCACAGGAGAAGGAUUUCACAAGAAAGGCCAUCGCCGACUAUAAGGUCGCUCUAGAGGCGAUCUAUGGGUCGAGCGAUGACUCAGACACGGAUAUGGGGGAAAGCAUUAGAGUGAAAACUCCCGUCUCACACAAGAAGAAGAAGACAAAAUCAUCAAAAUGA
Aedes aegypti (yellow fever mosquito) is the source of this 693-nucleotide messenger RNA. RefSeq lists its product as uncharacterized. Bases 1 to 693 code for a protein of 230 amino acids. Lineage: Eukaryota; Metazoa; Arthropoda; Insecta; Diptera; Culicidae. The transcript has a single exon. The record is from RefSeq and is a predicted model, not a curated record.